Sphaeroforma arctica JP610 is the source of this 1845-nucleotide messenger RNA. RefSeq lists its product as hypothetical. The transcript is spliced from 4 exons. NCBI's taxonomy places the organism in Eukaryota, Ichthyosporea, Ichthyophonida. The record is from RefSeq and is a predicted model, not a curated record. The coding region runs from base 1 to 1845 and encodes 614 amino acids.
AUGGACGUGUUCAGAAGAGUGGUUCGGUCGCAGGGGAUCCGAAUCAUUCUGUACGUGGACGAUCUGUUACUACUAGGUCGUUCACACGAGAUCAGGCGUCACAAGGCGUUCAUCGACGCCCUGAUCAACGAACUGGGAUUGGUGUUCGCCGAAAUUUCAAGCGAAACUUCUGGGUCUGAGCCGGAAGAUCAAAGCUACGUGCCGAAGAAACAUCAGACGAGUGCCUAUUCGUCAGUGGUAGUCAUACCUGGGCCACCUCCAAUGGGCUGUCUUCGCGGUCUUAGGGCUUCGGCCAUUCGUCGCAGAGAUACGCCUGGUGAACCAAUGGAACUCGACGAAGAAGGAGAUACGAAUAUCAGGAGCUGUCAUGAAGAAGAUCGACAAGAUAAACGUGAUGGUGAAGCAAUUCGAGGCGAGGACUAUUUGGUUACCGGCCGCCAAUGGAUAACUCACAAGAGAUUCAUCGAAGAUAGGGAAGCUGAUAACGGCAACAUCAGCACUUUUGGUUCUGACGGACUCCAGUACCGCACUUCACGCACUACGGAAACGAUGCAGUCCAUCCAGAUUGAUGAACUGUCAGCUACGACGGCUAACUUGGCUCUGUCACUAUCAGCACCUCCGGUGGCCGGUUGCUAUGGGCUACUUAUCGGGGAAGCUGAACCUAGCAGCGGACGAUUUAUCACGAAUGGGGAAGCUGUUGCAGUAUCAUUGGACGAUAAGGGCAGUCUUCCAAUUAUACCUAAAGUGGGCCGUUCAAAACCGGACCCACGGCCCAGAGUUUCCGGACAGUUACUAUGUGCACCUGGCCCAUCACGCAAAUCUGAAGGAGUUGUUACCCUUCGCAACGCGCUGGGAUCAGGAGCUGGGGAUGCUAGCCCCACCGGAGACGAUGCUACCCACCAUCUUGACCAAACUGGAUGCACAAUUGACCAAGUCGGUGUUAAUAAUUCCAUACUGGCCGAAAGCAGUAUGGUGGCGCCACACAUAGUGCAACACGUCCCGGAAUUUCUUAUUCUGGAGAGAGGAGCAGUUCACUAUCCCGAAAACGUGGCCCAAAAACUCAAACAGGCGAUUCUACCACAUCAGUAUAUGGCAGAAUUGUACGAGCCGACCGUGUCGCGUACCCUAGCAACAGGAGGUAUCGAGAAAACCACGGAGACCAAUUACCGGCUUGGUCUUCAGUAUUGGGAUCAGUUUCUAUCCGAAGAUGAUUCUAGUUCAGUAGCGGUGGGUUCAGUUGCGCAACCAUCACAGACAGACGUGUUGCAGAACUUCUGUGCAUACUUAUUCUAUCAAGGAUGCACAGUGGCCGAGUUGAAGAAGUAUCAAUCUGCGUUGAAGUGGAGAGCUACCCAACUGAACAGUUUCAAACAGUUGGUGCAUCAUCACAGACCAGAGGCUGGUGAAGGCGUGCAAGUCUUAAGCAUCGAUAUGAUAUUGCAAGUAACCACUUCGCACAAAGUGGAUGUAGCAACACGAGCACUACUGGCAUUUUACUGGUGCUUCGGUUUUCGGCGGCUGACUUUGUACCAUGUGGCGUUUGAGGAUGUUGCUUUUGAUAACACGAAUGCCGUCAUCACUGACAAGAUGGAACACAAAUCUCCACAUGGCAUGAGACGUGGCUUUGUGGCAAUUGAUCAUUCCUUGGGGGUUAGCGAUGAUGUUAUUGCGGCCAUACCCGGAGUGCAGCCAUCAUCGCUGAAGUCUUAUAAGCGUAGCAACCCGAUAACACAAGGUGACCGUGAUCUCAACGGCGUCUUGAUUGGUGUGCCGGCUCCUGCCGCCCUCGGAGACCACCAAUCAUCUUCCGUACGAAAAUAUGACGUCAGCGGUGGGAGUACGUAG